AUGGGAUCGCUGUUCUGGCAGGUGACGGUACCAGGUCGCGACUUUUACGCGUGGGCGAAAUGCAGCCGCAGGUUGGGGAACUCUUGCGGUGGUUGCGAGCUCCGCCGCAUGAGGCGCAAAAGUCCUCACUUCCCGCGUUACCUGCGCGCGCAUGACCGCACCUCCCGGGAGGCUGCUGGUUUCCAUGAUCCCUUCACCGACAAGACCGCCAAGUUCAAGGGACAUGUUGACGUCUGUGCUCGUUGCGGUUGCCGGAUCGACAUCGAGCAGUUUCAGAACGCGUGGUCGAGCACGGGCUGUUGUAAUCCCAGCGAUGCUGUCAACAGGUUGCCCAUGCUUUGGUCCGAUGACCACGGCGGUGACGCGAGGAGGGCCGUUGACUGGGUGCAUUGGCCCCUUGCGCCUGGGCGUCGUCAAGACGCCGGCUGGUCAAGAUCUACAUCCUCAUUUUCAUCUACAUGA
This is a messenger RNA of Prorocentrum cordatum, 462 nucleotides long. The record is from the annotation of a GenBank genome assembly. NCBI's taxonomy places the organism in Eukaryota, Dinophyceae, Prorocentrales, Prorocentraceae.